Molecule: messenger RNA, 2843 nt
Organism: Cottoperca gobio
Lineage: Eukaryota; Metazoa; Chordata; Actinopteri; Perciformes; Bovichtidae
Gene: anxa6
Product: annexin A6
Biological process (GO): apoptotic signaling pathway; calcium ion transport; mitochondrial calcium ion homeostasis
Cellular component (GO): nucleus; vesicle membrane; plasma membrane
Molecular function (GO): calcium-dependent phospholipid binding; calcium ion binding; phosphatidylserine binding
Source: RefSeq, a predicted model, not a curated record
AAACUGCCUUUUUCAAAGCUCAACAUGAAGGUUUGCUGUAACUAACGCAAAUAUCUUGAAAAUGUUUUUUUAGACAGAAAUAAACGUUUUGCAGCAAAACCCUAGACAGCAGAAAAAGGUGUGCGCAGCUUCCGUGCGUGAGGUUUCAGUUGAGACUCGAUGUUACCCGGUCAUUUACGUUUUUAAAUAGUAUGUCUUUACAGUAAGACCUCCCCGCUACAUUCAGGCUCAUAUACACACACACCUCUGUGCGAGAGAAAGCCGCAGUCGUUGCGUCACAGAGGACGCGUAACGGAACUGCCUGAGUCUGACCGGAGGAGGAGACAGACCGGGUUAACGGGGACAGAGCAGAGACAGCAGGACCACCUCUCACCGGAUACUUCCUGCGCACAGAAGGCCUGAAACUAUUGAUUCCUGCACAGUGUUGACACAGAAGACCAAAUAUAGAAAUGGUGUUCAGAGGCACAGUAACAGAUGCUCCGGACUUUGAUCCCGUCGUUGAUGCUGAGGCACUUUACAAUGCUAUGAAAGGCAUCGGUAGUGAUAAAGAGGCCAUAUUAGACCUGGUCACCUCAAGAAGCAAUGCACAGAGGCAGGAAGUCAUUGCAGCGUACAAAUGCAGCUUUGGAAAGGACCUGAUUGAGGAUCUGAAGUAUGAGCUGACAGGCAAAUUUGAGCGUCUUAUUGUCAGUCUGAUGAGAACCUCAGCUUACCAUGAUGCCAAAGAAAUCCAUGAUGCAGUCAAAGGAGCUGGAACAAACGAGAGAUGCCUUAUUGAAGUCAUGGCAUCUAGAAACAACAGAGAGACGCAUGAGAUGGUUGCAGCAUACAAGGAUGCUUAUGGCAGAGACAUUGAGGAGGAUAUAAUCGCGGACACCUCAGGUCACUUUAAGAAGAUGCUGAUUGUUUUACUUCAGGGGUCCAGAGAUGAGUCAGGAGUGGUGGACGCAGACCUCGUGGAGCAGGAUGCACAAGAUCUGUAUGCGGCCGGAGAAGAGCAGUGGGGGACAGACGAGGCCAAAUUCAUCAUGAUCCUGGGAAACCGCAGUGUGACCCACCUCCACAUGGUUUUUGAUGCCUACGAGAAGAUUGCAGAGAUUCCCAUAGAGGACAGCAUAAAGCAUGAGUUGUCUGGAGACUUUGAGAGGCUGAUGCUGGCUGUUGUCCACUGCAUAAGGAGUGUUCCCAUGUUCUAUGCCAAGCGCCUUUACAAGUCAAUGAAGGGUCUCGGUACAACUGACAACACCCUGAUCAGGAUCAUGAUUUCUCGCUCUGAAAUAGACAUGUUGGACAUUCGAGAGUGUUUCCGUUUAUUAUAUGAGAAGUCCCUUUAUAACAUGAUUAAGGAUGACACAUCAGGGGAUUACAAGAGGACUCUGCUUAAUCUGUGUGGAGGAGAUGAUGACUUAGCUGGAGAGUUCUUCCCUGAAGCUGCUCAGAUAGCUUACAAGAUGUGGGAAACAAGUGCCAUGACCAAAGUCCAGCUGAGGCCAUCAGUCCGUGCUGCACCCAGUUUUGACGCUGCUGCUGAUGCACAAGCGCUGAGGAAAGCUAUGAAGGGAUUCGGAACAGACGAGGAUGCAAUCAUUGACAUUGUUGCACAGAGAAGCAAUGCUCAGAGGCAAGAGAUCAGACAGACCUACAAAUCCCUACUGGGAAGGGAUCUGAUGAAGGACCUGAAGUCUGAGCUGUCAAAGAACCUCGAGAGGCUGAUCAUUGGGCUCAUGUUCAACCCUGCAGAGUUUGAUGCCAAAAUGAUGAAGAAGGCAAUGGAGGGGGCUGGGACAGAUGAACACGCCCUGGUCGAGAUCCUGGUCACCAGGAGCAAUGAGCAAAUACUUGCCAUGAAUGCUGCUUAUCAGCAUGCCUAUAAGAAGUCUACGGAGGAAGCCAUUAAUUCAGACACAUCAGGCCACUUCUGCCGCAUCCUUGUUUCUCUCACACAGGGUGCAAGAGAGGAGGGCCCUGCAGAUGAGGAAAGAGCUGAAGCAGAUGCUCAGGAACUUGCCGAUGCGUGCAAUGCCGACUCUGAUGACAUGGAGAUUAAGUUCAUGAGCAUUCUGUGCACCAGAAGCUUCCCCCAUCUUAGGAGAGUAUUCCAGGAGUUUGUCAGAUACAGCAACAAGGACAUUGAACAGAUUAUCAAGAAGGACAUGUCAGGAGAUGUCAAAAAUGCCUUUUAUGCAAUAGUUCGCAGCGUGAAGAACCAGCCCUCUUAUUUUGCAGACCGUCUGUAUAAAGCCAUGAAGGGCCUUGGCACAGACGACAGAGCACUGAUCCGCAUCAUGGUGUCCCGUAGCGAGAUCGACCUUUUCAACAUUCGUAAAGAGUUCAAAGAAACACAUGAUGUUUCCCUCCAUGAAUUCAUCCAGGUAGAAACUAUGAUCGGUGAUACCUCAGGAGACUACCGUAAAACCCUACUGAUGCUCUGUGGAGGGGAAGAUUAAACGUGUCAAGACUCUGCAGCUCCGUUCAAAGACUUCAAUGAAAAAUCAUGACGAGACAAGCCCGAUCACAUAGUGAAACUGUGGUGGUUAAUGUCAGUAUCUGUUGUCAGUGUCCCUAAACUGCUGCUACUCCUCAGCCAAACCAAGUGACCUAUGACCUCCCAGCCUUCAAAGCCAGUCUUCUGCUCUCAUGUCUGAUCAUCCUGUCCAUCAGGAUGAUGUCUUUCUUUUUUUACAGAGUCAUAUGUAACAUGAAGAUGUUCACGUUGGUAUAGAAAUACAGCAAAUAGAAGUUGAAUAGUGCCUUCAGAUCCAGGCCGUCCAAUGAUUACUGUGAUUUUAAGGUAUCAUAUAGAUCGGAAUAAAAUGAUGAAAAAUACAAAGAAAUUAUGUUUU